AUGAGCAUAACAAUAUUUCCCACUGUUGAGAAAUGCACAUCAGAAGGACGAGAAAAAGCUACACUAGUUACUGACUUCGAUGGAACCUUACUACGAGAUAGUAGCUCUUUCGCUUAUUUCGCGUUGGUAGCUUUCGAUGUUGGUGGGGUCUUAAGGUUACUAUUUCUUCUCUUAGCUUCACCUCUCAUGGGGAUUCUUUAUUAUUUCAUCUCCGAGUCUGUUGGAAUUCAAGUUCUUAUAUUUGUAACAUUUGUAGGGAUGAAGGUUUCCGAUAUAGAAUCAGCAGCACGUGCUGUGUUGCCAAAAUUCUAUUCUGAAGACCUUCAUCCUGAGUCUUGGAGAGUGUUCUCAUCGUGUGGGAAACGUUGUGUUUUGACUGCCACCCCUAGGAUUAUGGUGGAACCUUUUUUGAAAGACUACUUAGGGACGGAUAUCGUUUUAGGGACCGAGAUUGAAACAUAUAAAGGUAGAGCAACUGGCUUUGUUAAAUCUCCCGGAGUUCUUGUUGGGAAGAACAAAGCUGAUACUCUUACAAGCACUUUUGGAGAUACUCAACCUGAUAUUGGCUUGGGUGAUCGCGAUACUGAUAUUCCUUUUGUGACAUUGUGUAAGGAAGGCUACUUUGUUCCAUCAAACCCAAAAGUAAAGGCGGUAAGUACAAAAAAACUUCCCAAGCCUAUUAUAUUCCAUGAUGGUCGUCUUAUCAAAAAGCCAACACCACUAAUAUCUCUUCUCAUCAUUCUUUGGAUCCCCUUCGGCUUCUUCCUAUCUUGUUUGCGAGCUUGUGCAGGACUCCUCCCUACACCUCUUCAAUACUACGCCUCAUGGGCCAUGGGUGUCCGUCUCAUAAUCAAAGGAAACCCACCACCCCGUAUCAAGAAAUCUAAAGAUCAAUCAGGCGUACUCUUUGUUUGUUGUCACAAGACUCUUUGUGACGCUGUUUUACUCUCUACAGUGUUAGGUCGCCCUAUCCCAACAGUUACAUACUCUCUUUCGCGAUUUUCUGAAAUCAUAGCACCAAUUAAAACAAUUAGACUCACUAGAGAACGAGGUUCUGAUGCAUCCAUUAUAAAACAACUAUUAAAAGAAGAUGAUCUCGCAAUUUUCCCAGAAGGGACUACUUGUCGCGAACCAUUUCUUCUUAGAUUUUCAUCAUUAUUCGCUGAGCUAACCAAUGAGAUCGUCCCCGUGGCAAUGGUGAAUAAGAUGAGCAUGUUUCAUGGUACAACAGCUAGAGGAUGGAAAUGGAUGGACAUAUUUUUCUUUCUCAUGAAUCCACGUCCCACUUAUGAAAUUACAUUCUUCAAUAAGUUGCCGUAUGAGUACACUUGCAAGUCUGGGAAAUCAAGCCAUGAAGUAGCUAACUACGUGCAAAAGGUUAUCGCGGAAACUCUCUCUUACGAGUGUACUAUUUUUACCAGGAAGGAUAAGUACAUCGCGCUUGCAGGAAACGAUGGCACAGUUAUGAAGAAAAGUUGA
Molecule: messenger RNA, 1479 nt
Organism: Solanum verrucosum
Lineage: Eukaryota; Viridiplantae; Streptophyta; Magnoliopsida; Solanales; Solanaceae
Product: glycerol-3-phosphate acyltransferase RAM2-like
Exons: 1
Coding region: 1-1479 (492 amino acids)
Biological process (GO): cutin biosynthetic process
Cellular component (GO): membrane
Molecular function (GO): phosphatase activity; glycerol-3-phosphate 2-O-acyltransferase activity
Source: RefSeq, a predicted model, not a curated record